CUUGUCUGAUAAGAACGAAAGCGCAUGCAUGCGUAAUUAUUAUCUGUUUCAGUAUUAAUAUUGUUACACUUUCUAUAUAUAUAUAUAUAUACAUGCAUACAUAUAUAUUUGAUUGAUAAUAUUGUUAGACAACUAAUCCAAUUCACACGCCAUCACAGGAGGAAGGAGCUAUUGAAUCUGAUGUCUAUUUCUUGUUUUUGAUUUUGAUUUUCCAUUCUUUUCAAGACUGGAAUCAGAAUCAAAGACGUGUUAAUAAGCUGUUACCAUAACAACAGCAUUCUAUUAUUUUUUUCCCUCACACUUUUUCUCCCUUAUUACAAUUUGUGAGUAAUCCAAGGCAAAGUACUCUUUCGCUCUUUUGUACUUUCUUGCCAAAUCAUAGCCUCUCCAUUCUUUUUGAGUUUUGUCCCUUCUGGUCCCCCCCCCCCCCCCUCUAUAUAUAAUAUCUAUAUCCACAUUCAUUAUACUGUUGCAAAAUAUCAUUCGUUUACAUAUGCACUGUCUCUUCAAUGGUAUCAUCAUAGCAUUUGCUGGGCAAGAAUUUGUACCUUCAUUGUAUUCAUUUGUCCUAAAAUCAACCCAAAGUUUCAAUCAUUAUCAUAUUUUGGACCAGAAUCAACCCAAAGUUUCAAUCUUUAACAUAUUUUGAGCUACAAUCAACCCAAAGUUUCAUUCUUUACACAUUUUGAGCUAAAAUCAACACAAAGGUUUCAUUCAUUAAUACAUUUGAGCUACAAUUAACCCAAAGUUUCAAUCUUUAACACAUUUUAGGCCAAAAUUGCCAAAAGGGUCUUCACCAAAAGGCAUCAAUAAUGGCACAAUCCUUUAGCUGGUGGGGUAAAGAAAUUCAAAGGGGUACCCCUGUGGUGGUGAAAAUGGAGAACCCAAAUAACUGGUCCAUGGUUGAGUUACAAAGUCCAUCAGAUGAUGAUUUUCUGUUAACAAAAGGUGAAAAGGUGAAAAACAAGAAUGCAAAGCAGCUCACAUGGGUUCUUCUUCUCAAGGCACACAAAGCAGCAGGUUGCUUAACUUCAAUUGCCUCUGCUUUGUUCAGUCUUGGCUCUGUUAUCCACCGCCGUAUUGCCACCGGAAGGACAGAUUCUUCCACCGUUAAUAGCCGGUUUUAUAUUUGUAUAAAGGUCUUCCUUUGGUUAUCUUUAAUCUUGUUAGGUUUUGAAAUAGCUGCAUAUUAUAAAGGUUGGCACUUUAGUGCUUCAGAGUUUCAAAUUCAGGGUUUAUACACAUUGGCUAAUCCAUUAGCUGUGAAGGGUGUGUUUGAUUCUCUUUAUUCCAUGUGGGUUUUAAUUAGGGUGGAGUAUCUUGCUCCCCCUCUUCAAUUAUUAGCCAAUGUGUGCAUUGUCCUCUUUCUUAUCCAGAGUUUGGAUAGGUUAAUCUUGUGUUUGGGUUGUUUCUGGAUCAAGAUAAAGAAUAUUAGGCCAGUUUUGAAAGAGGGUCCAGUGGAUCUUGAGGCUGGUAAUGGUGGUGGUUACUAUCCCAUGGUUCUUGUUCAAAUCCCCAUGUGUAAUGAAAAAGAGGUUUAUCAGCAAUCCAUUGCAGCUGUGUGCAGUUUGGAGUGGCCUAAAUCCAAACUGUUGAUUCAAAUUCUUGAUGAUUCUGACGAUUCCAUGACUCAGACGUUGAUCAAAGAGGAGGUGCAUAAAUGGCAGAAGGAUGGUGCAAACAUUGUAUAUCGUCAUAGGGUGAUUAGAGAAGGUUACAAAGCUGGCAAUCUUAAGUCAGCCAUGAAUUGCAGCUAUGUCAAAGACUAUGAAUUUGUUACCAUUUUCGAUGCAGAUUUUCAGCCAUCACCUGAUUUUCUUAAGAGAACUGUUCCUUAUUUUAAGGAUAAUGAGGACCUAGGGUUGGUUCAAGCAAGGUGGUCCUUUGUGAACAAGGAGGAAAAUCUUCUAACAAGACUGCAGCUUAUUAAUUUGGCCUUUCAUUUUGAAGUGGAACAACAGGUGAAUGGGAUUUUUCUAAAUUUCUUUGGAUUUAACGGUACUGCUGGAGUAUGGAGGAUUAAGGCAUUAGAAGGUUCUGGUGGUUGGUUGGAGAGGACAACAGUUGAGGAUAUGGACAUUGCUGUUCGGGCACAUCUCCACGGGUGGAAAUUCAUCUUUCUCAAUGAUGUAGAGUGCCACUGUGAAUUACCAGAAUCAUAUGAAGCAUAUCGGAAGCAACAACAUAGAUGGCAUUCGGGGCCAAUGCAGUUAUUCCGUCUUUGUUUGCCUGCCAUCAUUGAAUCAAAUAUAAGCAUUUGGAAGAAGGGAAACUUGAUAUUUCUUUUCUUCCUUCUAAGGAAGCUGAUACUGCCAUUUUAUUCUUUCACCUUAUUUUGUAUAAUCCUCCCCAUGACCAUGUUCAUUCCCGAGGCUACACUCCCGACAUGGGUUGUCUGUUACAUUCCUGCCACCAUGUCGUUUCUCAAUAUACUUCCAGCCCCUAAAUCUUUCCCUUUCGUUGUGCCAUACCUUCUCUUCGAAAACACUAUGUCCGUGACCAAGUUCAAUGCCAUGAUCUCAGGGCUUUUCCAGCUUGGAAGCGCGUACGAAUGGGUUGUAACCAAGAAAUCAGGACGUUCUUCCGAGGGUGACCUUUCCUUGUUGGUUGAGGAAAAACCAAAACAUCAAAGAGGUAUUUCGGAGCCUAAUUUGGGGGACUUGAAGGAGGAAAUCAAGAAGAAAGAACGCAAGUCCUCGAGGAAGAAGAAGAAGAAGCACAACAGAAUAUACACAAAAGAAUUGGCCUUGGCUUUCUUGCUGUUGACAGCUUCAGUGAGGAGCCUCCUAUCAGCUCAAGGAAUCCACUUUUACUUCUUGUUGUUUCAAGGGAUAUCAUUCCUGCUUGUCGGGCUAGACUUGAUCGGUGAACAGGUUGACUAGUCGAAUAUGGAUAGGCUUCAUAGGGAUAUAUUUAUUUCAGCUGAACUGUCAAAUCGGAAGACAGUACACUGAGCCUGGCCUUGGCGCGAUAUCUAAAUUGGAAAAUUAGCUGGGGAAGCUAAGUUCUAGAGAGAUGAUGGCGAUAUUGCCUCUCCUCCGAACUUUGAACUCCAAAUACAACCUCAAAAAGAAGAGCAAUUUUUGGUGGAGCAAAUGUCCUGAAAGCGCGCUACAUAUUUUGAAUGGAGAAAUCCAUCAAGAAUGGUGAUAAUGUUCACCAUUACAGUUAAGGCCCUCCCCUCUUUCUGUCCUGUUAAUUUCUUAACAUUAUGGAUUCAUUUGUUAUUUUUGGCAUAUUCUUUUGUAAGAAGAAUUUGUUGUGGAAAGUUAAGCACUUAAUUUAGUGAAACUUGAACACCAUA
Messenger RNA from Nicotiana tabacum (common tobacco), 3304 nucleotides. Its product is annotated as putative xyloglucan glycosyltransferase 12. Lineage: Eukaryota; Viridiplantae; Streptophyta; Magnoliopsida; Solanales; Solanaceae. Gene Ontology annotation, molecular function: glycosyltransferase activity. Gene Ontology annotation, cellular component: Golgi apparatus. The record is from RefSeq and is a predicted model, not a curated record.